GGCUGGAAUGUUGUGAGGGGCGUGGUCUACCGCGGGGCGCGUCUAAUGGGCGGGGCUUCGUCCUUUUGGAAAGCUGGUCCGCCAAAUUCAAACUGAGAAAGAGAAGUGCGGAUUUACAGCUCAGGCCGGAGGAUCCAUCAGCCAGGAGACGCUUCUCACACACCAGUUCCCAUCAUGUCAUCAGCGAUUGUGAGCAGCAUGAGCGGUUUCAGUUCCACCGUGUCUGGGAUGUGGCGUUCGCACAGCACGCUCUCCGAGUCAGAACCCGAGAGUUCCCCCGAGGCGGUGCAGCAGUUUCGGAAGCUACGUUCCUCCAGCUCGCUCAACUCCCUGCGCAUGUCUCUGAGAAAGAGGCUUCCUCUGAAGACCGUGCAGCCCACCAGCAACAUCUCUGAGAAUCAGAGCAUCGAGGUGUUCCAGAACAGCAAGAAGACUAGCGCCGUCACCCAGAUGAAGCGCACUGCCAAGAACACUAUUGGCAAUGCUUAUCAGAGGUUUCAUAAGAGCACACAGUCACGUGAGGAGUGUCUGGUCAGGACGCCUGGCAAAAUCCUCGAAGGAGAAGAAAACAGGCGCACUCCGAUGUCUGCACGCACCCAGAAACGACAAGCCACGACCCCCAGGCACACACCGAGAUCAGCCACGAAACGCACCCCACGAGCCACAGCCACUCCUGAGCCGAGCGAUUCGGCUGUCAGAGCGGUGAAGACGGGAGGAACCAGGAGGCAGCUCGUACGCAUGGCAGCGCUGAGGAGCCCUUUCGCAUCUCCCAACACAGCCAGCCGGCGCAGGCUGCUCGAUCAGGAUCUGGACAGCGUCUCAAAAGGCCUCGGAAAACUAAAGCGUCUCUCUCAGGCGUUUGAUGAAGCCAUUGGAAGGGAUGAACGGAGUGAGGCCAUGGAGCAUUACAGGACAGUGAUGACUCAGGGCCACGAUUCCAGCUCCAGUAUAAGCGGCACGACGGGGAAAUUAAACAGACCCUUCAUCCGGCAGCAGAGUCGGCAAAUCCGGCACCGGGUGGGCAGCUGGACCGACAGCGCUCUCUCGAACUUCCGCAAAACCACAUGAAUCUGCGUUUCCUACUAUUGGUUAUAUUUUACUGUUUUUUUGUUUCUAUUUGUUUGUCUUUAUUAGUCACAUUGUCUUUGUCUUUUCUAUUAAGAAGUGUAUCGUAUGGUCACACUGACACACAGUGUGAUCUGCUGGAUUGAGCCAAAUUUGACCAAAUUUCUUGUCAUGCUGUUACAGUUCAAAGGUCAUGGUUGUUCAUAUUCUAGAAAAGCAACCAAAAAAAACUUUUGCAUAAAAAUUUCAUUUCAACGAA
This is a messenger RNA of Silurus meridionalis, 1324 nucleotides long. RefSeq lists its product as uncharacterized. Bases 175 to 1068 code for a protein of 297 amino acids. The record is from RefSeq and is a predicted model, not a curated record. NCBI's taxonomy places the organism in Eukaryota, Metazoa, Chordata, Actinopteri, Siluriformes, Siluridae. The transcript is spliced from 5 exons.